AAUUAUUAUAAACGAUAUAAACACUUGUCUAGCUUGUCUAACUUGUCUACAAUGGAAAUAUAAUAAAAGAACAAUUUUAAAAAGUGUGUUAAAAGUGUCACAAUAAAAAAAAAUUGUGAAGAAAUGGGCAUUGGCAAAGAGAAAAAUAUGGAGGCGAUUUGUGAGAAUCUGGAUAAAUUAACAAUGAAGAAUCUCGAAUUAAUGGAGGAGAAAAUUUCCGCAAAUAUUGAAAUGGAAACAAUUUUACGUGAUGGUCAUAUUGAAUUGGCAAAGGCUCGUUAUAUACGUGGAAAAGAAAGUAUUGGACGUUUACAAAUUCCCACCGCAGACGAAGAAAUAGAAUCACUAUUUCAAUUGGAAACAAUAAAAUCAAAUGAAAUGGACGUUCCAGUUUUUGAUAUUAGUCUAAAAAAAUCGACAAACACCGAGAAAGUAAUUUCAAAUCCAAUAAAAAGAUUUGGAGUUCUUGUGCCUCAGAAUUUGAAGAAUGCUCAGAAACGUUUUCAAGAAUCACUAUUUAUCGCAGCUAAAAUUGCAAAUGUUUCCGCACAAAUUCUCAACAAUGAAAAUGAAUUUCAAUCAUUAAUGAAGGAGAAAGAAAAAAUUUCAAGUACCGAAAAUAAAGAAAAUAAAUCCAACUAACAAUUUUUAUAUUCGUUAUAAUUA
Leptopilina heterotoma is the source of this 666-nucleotide messenger RNA. RefSeq names its product coiled-coil domain-containing protein 115-like. Gene Ontology annotation, cellular component: extrinsic component of endoplasmic reticulum membrane. The transcript is spliced from 2 exons. Bases 124 to 642 code for a protein of 172 amino acids. NCBI's taxonomy places the organism in Eukaryota, Metazoa, Arthropoda, Insecta, Hymenoptera, Figitidae. Gene Ontology annotation, biological process: vacuolar proton-transporting V-type ATPase complex assembly. The record is from RefSeq and is a predicted model, not a curated record.